This is a messenger RNA of Salvia splendens (bonfire salvia), 1474 nucleotides long. RefSeq lists its product as uncharacterized. The transcript is spliced from 9 exons. Gene Ontology annotation, molecular function: S-adenosylmethionine-dependent methyltransferase activity. NCBI's taxonomy places the organism in Eukaryota, Viridiplantae, Streptophyta, Magnoliopsida, Lamiales, Lamiaceae. The record is from RefSeq and is a predicted model, not a curated record. Bases 237 to 1112 code for a protein of 291 amino acids.
UGUGGUUAUCAACAAUUUAAAGCAUCACUUAAUCCCAAUGCAAAUUGAUGCUGAACCCAAAAUUAUUAUGAUUUUACGAGUGGAUUAAUCAAAUUCUGUUGCAGUUUCAUUUCAAAUUUUAAACAGAUUUUAUUAUUACUUUCAAUUGCUAACAAUUUGAGUGCAUGUGGGAGAAAAAGCCCAAGUCAAUUCAAUACUGAAAUGAGCUAAAAAAGAUUGCUAAAAAUAGAGGUAAAAUGGCAAAUGAAUUGGGCGUCAUCAAAUUUGCAGUUCCUUUUGCUGCUCUACCUCCACUUUCAAGGAGUUUUGCUGCAUACAGAGCGCCUCGCAGGGCUGUUUUAGGCGCCGGAUUCUCGUUUUUGUCGCAGUUUAUCACCAUGGCUGCUCCCAAUUUUGGCGCCAAAUCCUUCAUCGCUUCCGCCAGGGUAAAGGGUGCCGUUGAGAAGGUAUUGGAGAAUAUGGAAUGGCCUGAGCAGUUUCCCUUUAAGGAAGAGGACUUCCAACGCUUUGAUGAGUCACCAGAUACACUGUUCUAUGAAUCUCCGCGUUUCGUGACUCAUAUUGAUGAUCCAGCCAUUGCUGCACUGACUAAAUAUUACUCAGAGGUCUUGCCACCGAGUAAUACUCGCGGAGUUGCUAUACUUGACAUGUGUAGCAGCUGGGUCAGUCAUUAUCCUAAGGGAUAUAAGCAACCAAGGAUAGUUGGAAUGGGCUUAAAUGAAGAAGAGCUAAAGCGAAAUCCAGUUUUGACGGAGUAUAUCGUGCAAGACUUAAACGUUGAUCCUAAACUUCCAUUUGAAGAUAAUACCUUCGACGUUAUUACAAAUGUGGUUAGUGUGGACUACCUAUCGAAGCCUCUUGAAAUUUUCAAGGAGAUGGCACGGAUCCUCAAACCAGGCGGACUUGCUAUAAUGAGCUUCUCCAAUCGCUGCUUCUUUACGAAGGCAAUCUCAAUCUGGACAUCGACAGGAGAUACAGAUCAUGUAAUAAUAGUCGGAGCCUAUUUCCAUUACGCUGGAGGGUUUGAGCCUCCUAAGGCUGUAGACAUAUCUCCAAACCCGGGUCGCACCGAUCCUAUGUAUGUUGUCUACUCGAAAAAGUUAGCAGCCUGAGUACGGAUCACAGUCCAAUCCUCGCAGUUACUGUUUUGAGAAUUAGGUCAUAAACUAAUUUUAUUUUAAUGUGGUUGAGACCCACAACACAACGGGACAUGCUGCGGAUACGGGCUGACACGCACCUCCUCCCGCACACGCGCGUGUCAACUAAUUACCCCUCUCAACGAAUUUGGCAUGCGAGGUGCAUCAGUCAUCGCCAUAUUUAUUAUAUGUGUAAUGAUUUAGGACUCAUUUUCUUUCUUUUUUUAUUUUAUUUUAUGUAACUUCUUUUUAUUUCGAUUGUAAAAUGUUAAUGAAUUUAAAUAUUGAAAUUUAAAUAAAUAAGGAUGAAAAAAUGAUGUAGCAUGUGAACAGUUAAA